CUUUCCUCUAUCUUCUGUUUGUUCGUUGCAUUCGUCAUUAUCAUUAGAAAAAACCAUGAAUAAUAAUCAAAAUUAUACUUUUCCACACGAAAUACAAUCGAAAAACCUACAAGCAUCCGUAACAACUGCAACAACAGCACCCAACAAUUCUACAACUUCUGCAACAACAAAUUCUAUAGUCACUUACCCACGCCAGUCAACUACUAACAAAAUCAUUCUGGAUUAUUUAUUAUAUUUAUCUAUUCAAUCGCGCUUGAAGCAAGCUCGUAUUGAGUUAUUUGAAUUAUCCUCACCAUUGCCGUUGAGCUCCAAGGAUGCUUCUAUCAUUAAAAGACGGAAGCAACAGUGGGAAGAAUCAGCUCGGAAAGCAGAACAAGAUAAAAAUGCAGUAGAAUCAGUUGUUGCUGGCAUUCUCUCUAAUCAUCGUAAUCGAACACCUUCUUUUCACAUCGAUUGCAACUUUGAGCAAAGACUCCAUUUAUGUCAACUCACUAACCUUAUUUUCGGCCGCUUCGAUAACUUAUUGUCUACUGAGGGAUCUCACUUGUCAUCAGCAGCAGCAAAUCACGGCCACAUCAUUACUUCUGUUGCACGAAGACGUAUACGUCGCCACGAAUCGCAUGUGUUCGAGGAAGAUGAUCAUCAUCAAUCUGCCGAUGAUGAUCAAGAUGCUGAUGAGAUUCACUACGAUCUGAGAAAACGGCAGCGCAUAUUUUCCCAGCCUAUCAUUCCACCUUUUUGUCGUCGUCAUCGUAUUCAAAAUUGUUAUGGAUGCCAAUCACCUUAUCUAAAAUCGACUCCUGAUACAGCCCUUCACAUGAAUAAAGUACAUACUCUGGAAGAGAAAGAAGAGACGGAAAAAGAUUCAAAGUUAGAAGCAUCCACUGCAGCAAUAUCAAAAAGUAGCGAAAGCGAUAAUAUACCCAUGCAGCGCCAAUUAAAGAGACUUCAGCAACAUCAGCAUGCUGGAUUAACUGAAGCUAUACCCACUUUCCUAAGAACAAGUGCAGACAUGUUACGACGAUUAUUGGAAAAUGAUGAAGAUGACAGUGAACAUCAGAGAAUAAUUAAGCCCAUGCUAUUUGCCGGUCAAAAAGUAAUGGGAGGAGGCAUGCCGCCGAAAUGGUACGACUUGUUUUUGGAGUUGCUGACUCAGGCAGCCAUUGAGAGUUAUUUAUGUGAUGCUCAGACAGGUCUUGAGCCGAUUUUCGAGAUCUUUUCCUACGGCGAUGUAGAGGAUGAAGAUGAGGAUGGCGCAGAAGAGGAGGACGAGGAAGAGAGACAUGGAGAAGAAGAAGAGGAGGAGGAGGAGGAGGAGGAGGAAGAUGCUCCUCUCGAGGAAGUAUUAGAUGAAUGGGGCAUUCGAGCAGCUGAUCAUCAUUUACUUUUCCCUAAGACACGAACAAUGCACUUAUUCAAAACUCAAGUGAGAGAGAGAGAGAAAGAGUUCUUAAGAGUUCCUGAAGGCAUCAGUCUACAGACGCAUUUGGAACAAUUAGCCCAACGAUAUCCAUUAGAGAUAUUUGAAAAGAGUAUUGGAGAGUUUAUACAAAUGAUUUCAAGUUCCAUGGAUGUCCCUGCCUUGGAUAAAUAUGAAGAGAGUAUAAGUAACGAUCCUGUUGCUUCUGAAAGGAGGAUUAUAGCGGAAAAAGAAUCGGAACAGCAGAAGGCGACCAUUGGUGUCCCCACAGUUUAUAAAUACCCCGGGGAUGGCUCUUUAUUAAUGCCGGAAAUAUCUGAUGAAGAAGAGAUCACAGAAGUAGCAGGGAAUACUGAUUCUUCUGAUAAUGCUAUAACAAAAAAACGACUGAUAACUCACAUGGAUGAUAGCCAAUCUACAGACAAUCAGGAGCAAUCGCCGAAGCGAGUAAAAGGAAACAAUGCUUAAUCGUAUAUAGGAUU
Messenger RNA from Mycotypha africana, 1902 nucleotides. RefSeq lists its product as uncharacterized. The transcript is spliced from 2 exons. Bases 56 to 1888 code for a protein of 610 amino acids. Lineage: Eukaryota; Fungi; Mucoromycota; Mucoromycetes; Mucorales; Mycotyphaceae. The record is from RefSeq and is a predicted model, not a curated record.